CCCACUGUUCGUGCCGUGCUAACGAAGCAAAAAUUGCCGUGCUUAAAGGUGUUUCAUUCCAUCGCGCCGCGUCUGGAACUUCUGCUGCUAGCUAGUCCUUAUUCUUGUGCCAAUUCGGAACGAAAUCCUUGUCAGUCGUUGGACAACACUUCAAGGAUUCGUACUACAAGUUUUCUUGUGCCGGCUUUCCGUUUCCGAUUCGUAAAACUCUGUUGUUCGGUAUCGUCGAUUCUAGUGCUGAAAGUGUUAAAAACUGUGCUUACUGUUUGAGCUGUAGUUCUUUAAGAUGUCCAGCAAGGUGCUUUUGUCUAAGGAUCCUAUCUAUCAACAGAUCCAAGAGUAUUACAAGAAGCAUGGUGCUUCUAUCAACAUCAAAAAACUCUUCCAAGAAGAUGAUAUUCGUUUUGAUAAAUUCAGUCUAAAACUAUCGACUCCGGCCGACGGUGAUAUUCUGCUGGACUAUUCCAAGAACCGGAUCACCGACGAUGCUUGGAACAUGUUGCUGGAACUUGCCGAGUCACGCGACGUGGUAAAAACCCGAGACGAUAUGUUCGGUGGUGAACGUAUUAACAUCACUGAGAACCGAGCCGUGCUGCAUAUUGCGCUGCGAAAUCGGUCAAACCAUCCGAUACUUGUUGACGGGAAGGAUGUGAUGCCCGAGGUGAAUGCCGUAUUGGCGCACAUGAAGGAAUUCACGGAGCAAGUACUUAAUGGGGUUUGGCGCGGUUACACUAAUAGGAAAAUCAGUGAUGUUGUCAACAUCGGUAUUGGUGGAUCCGAUUUGGGUCCCUUGAUGGUAUCCGAAGCCCUCAAGGCGUACAACACAGGCAUUCGUUCCCACUUUGUUUCCAACGUUGAUGGUACGCAUAUUGCUGAGACGUUGAAGAAGCUCGACCCAGAGACAACAUUGUUUAUCAUUGCAUCGAAGACCUUUACCACACAGGAAACUAUUACCAAUGCCACCGCCGCUAAAAGAUGGUUCUUGGAGCGUUGCAGCGAAAAAGAAAACGUGGCUAAGCACUUUGUCGCUUUGUCUACCAACAAGGAAAAAGUGGCUGCCUUCGGCAUUGAUACUAAAAACAUGUUCGAAUUCUGGGAUUGGGUUGGAGGCCGCUACUCCCUGUGGUCUGCUAUUGGCCUCUCCAUUUCGUUGGCGAUAGGUUUCGAUAACUUUGAAAAACUUUUGGAUGGUGCUCAUUAUAUGGAUCAGCACUUUUUGUCCGCUCCAUUGAACGAAAACGCUCCGGUUAUCCUGGCGCUAAUGGGUAUCUGGUACUCUAACUUUUACGGUGCCGAGACGCACGCUCUGCUGCCCUACGAUCAGUAUUUGCACCGGUUUGCCGCCUACUUCCAGCAAGGCGACAUGGAGAGCAACGGCAAGGGUGUCACCAAGGCCGGUGAACGAGUUGACUUCAACACCGGCCCGAUUGUGUGGGGCGAACCGGGAACCAACGGACAGCAUGCAUUUUAUCAACUGAUUCAUCAGGGUACUCGUCUUAUUCCGUGCGACUUCAUCGCUCCGGUCAUCACCCACAAUCCGGUGGAGGACGGUGCCAUGCACAAGAUCCUGUUGGCCAAUUAUCUUGCUCAAACGGAAGCACUGAUGAUGGGCAAAACCGAAGAGCAAGCUCGUGGCGAUCUGGAAAAGGCCGGCCUGUCCGGCGAUAAGCUCGAAAAGCUGCUUCCGCACAAGGUAUUCACCGGAAACCGGCCAACCAAUUCGAUUCUGGUGAAGAAAAUCACCCCAUUCACACUGGGUGCCCUGAUUGCGAUGUACGAGCACAAGAUCUUCACCCAGGGUGUCAUCUGGGAUGUGAACUCGUUCGACCAGUGGGGCGUCGAGCUGGGCAAAGCACUGGCCAAGGCUAUCGAAGUGGACCUGGCGGACAGCAACCUAACUACCUCGCAUGAUUCAUCCACCAACGGGCUCAUUAAUUUUAUCAAAAUCAACUGGGAGUAGAAUGUUACCGGUUGCUGUUAAAUUAUUUUCGAAUAAAAGAUAUGUUUUCCUUUUUGUUUUAAAAUAACUUUUUCAACGUAAGCUUACAGAUAAUGGCGCUAAAAUUGACAGUAAUCUCAACAUUUGUGAAGAAUACAAACAACUUGCUAAUUGUGAAACUAUUCAAAGGCAAAAUUAUCGCUUUUAAAAUAAAUAUAGCACACAUGUUAAAUGAAA
Sabethes cyaneus is the source of this 2176-nucleotide messenger RNA. RefSeq names its product glucose-6-phosphate isomerase (gene Pgi). Bases 287 to 1960 code for a protein of 557 amino acids. Gene Ontology annotation, cellular component: cytosol. The transcript has 4 exons. Gene Ontology annotation, molecular function: glucose-6-phosphate isomerase activity; monosaccharide binding; carbohydrate derivative binding. Lineage: Eukaryota; Metazoa; Arthropoda; Insecta; Diptera; Culicidae. The record is from RefSeq and is a predicted model, not a curated record. Gene Ontology annotation, biological process: glucose 6-phosphate metabolic process; gluconeogenesis; glycolytic process.